Messenger RNA from Habropoda laboriosa, 1947 nucleotides. It is a transcript of the gene Est-6, whose product is annotated as venom carboxylesterase-6-like. The record is from RefSeq and is a predicted model, not a curated record. Bases 241 to 1947 code for a protein of 568 amino acids. The transcript is spliced from 8 exons. NCBI's taxonomy places the organism in Eukaryota, Metazoa, Arthropoda, Insecta, Hymenoptera, Apidae.
UUUUAGACGUACACACGAUCACUUUAAUCGAUAAGACCUGUUAUUACAAGUAUAAUACUGCAUGCACCAGGUAAAAAGUCGAUAGUACGGGCCUGUCAUUAUUUCGAGUGUCCUUGGUUCUGUGUUAACAACUGCUCUGAAUGUGUAUUAUUAACUUGGCCAAUGUUUAGAUAUGCAUAACUGUACCGGGGAACUUGAUAAAAACCUCAUUAUCUAACGGACUCGAUCAUAGUUCCUAAAAUGAUCGCGGUGAAGAUAUCGACUGUUUUGCUUUUUCUCGGGCUCGUGCACUCCUCGCUGCAGGAUGAAAAGUUACCGAAAGUUAACACGCCUUUGGGAAGCAUAAUUGGUUACCAUAAGAAGUCCCGAAAUGGUAAAGCGUAUCGAGCAUUCGAGGGCGUCCCUUACGCGGCACCUCCGGUUGGAGAGCUUAGGUUCCAACCACCUAAACCUGUGCAGAGCUGGGAAGGAGACUUACCCGCGAAUAAAAAGAGUUCCGUUUGCACUCAGUAUCUUAUGUCUGGGAUAUCGGGAACCGGAGAAAGAGUAACGGGUUGUGAGGACUGUCUGUACCUGAACAUUUACGUGCCUGAGAGGAACAACAAUAAAGAAUUGCUACCAGUGAUGUUUUGGAUCCACGGUGGAGCGUAUCAAUUUGCUAGUGGAAAUGAAGCGAACGAGACAUUCAUAAUGGAUACCAAUGUUGUGCUUGUCACUGUGAAUUAUCGUUUAGGACCAUUUGGUUUCCUUAGCACGGGAGACAAGGAAGUACCUGGAAAUAUGGGGUUGAAGGAUCAGAGCUUAGCUUUGCGUUGGGUGCACGACUAUAUUAAGAAUUUCGGCGGUGAUCCUAAUCAGAUCACGAUUUUCGGAAUGAGCGCCGGUGGUUCGAGCGUUCAUUAUCACUAUUUGACGAAAUGGAGCGCGGGUCUUUUCCAAAGAGGCAUAUCGAUAAGUGGUGUAGCGCUUAAUCCUUGGCCACAGACGGAGAAUGCUCCCGAGAAAGCGAAGAAAUUAGGAGCAAUCCUGGGAUGCCCGACUGACGAUUCAUAUAGUUUGGUCAGUUGUCUACAAAGUCGGCCUGCGCGCCUCAUAUCUCAAGCUGUCGGUGACUUUAUGUAUUGGAAGUACAAUCCUUUCACUCCUUUCGGACCAGUCGUCGAGAAAGAAGGAGACAAUCCUUUCAUUUCUGAUACUCCAAUCAAUGUAAUCGCUAAAGGUGAAGCAACGGAUGUUCCAUGGAUUACUGGAGUAGUUAGCGAGGAGGGAUUAUAUCCCGCGGCAGAAUUUGUCAACGAUGAUAAACUGCUGAAGCAGUUGAACGAUGACUGGGACAAGAUUGCACCGUAUUUGCUCGACUGUAACGACACUAUUCCGCUUAGUCAGCAAAAGGCAGUGGUAGAAAAAAUUAGAAAAUAUUACUUAGGAUCGAAAGAAAUUAACAAAGACUCUGUUAUGCCACUGAUACAUAUGAUCGGAGACAGAUUGUUCUCCGUCGAUUGCGAGAAGGCUGCUAGGUUACAGGCGAAACGUAACAAGAGUCCAGUGUGGACUUAUUUGUACUCUUACAGGGCAUCGCAUAGCUUGAGCGACGGGUUCACUAAUUCUGAUCGUAACUUUGGUGUGAGCCAUGGUGACGAUAUAUUCCUUGUGCUUUCCACGGGGCUCUCGAACGUCGUGAAGCCAAAGGACAUCGAAAUGCAAAACCUUCUCGUGAAAUUGUACACAUCGUUCGCCAUUGAGGGCAAGCCACGCGUCGAUAAAGCUAAAUGGGAGCCGCUGAAACAUAAUGAAAAAUCAUACCGAUAUUUGCAUAUAGCCGCUCCGCAAAAAGUAAAUAUGCACUCUGACGACAAUUUCGCGCAGAAGAAGUUCUGGAGCACGAUCAAAUUCAACGAAAAUAAAGUGUGUCAUAAAAAGCACGGAAAGAAAAAAGGGAAGCAUUAG